Dipodomys ordii (Ord's kangaroo rat) is the source of this 7887-nucleotide messenger RNA. RefSeq names its product neuron navigator 3 (gene Nav3). Gene Ontology annotation, biological process: neurogenesis; nervous system development. Gene Ontology annotation, molecular function: protein binding; ATP binding; ATP hydrolysis activity. Lineage: Eukaryota; Metazoa; Chordata; Mammalia; Rodentia; Heteromyidae. The record is from RefSeq and is a predicted model, not a curated record. The coding region runs from base 559 to 7713 and encodes 2384 amino acids. The transcript has 40 exons.
CUUCCACUAUUGUGGGUUUUUUGGAUUCUUUGAUGCGCUCACUGAAGGUUUUUCCUUUUGUUUUUCUCUUUUUUUCUUUUUUGCCUCUCAUAGCUCAGGCUCAGAUUGCUGCAGUACGAAGAAAAGACAAAUCUAGGGGCUCUUUCAUUUUCAGGAUGGAGCUUUGUAGCAUUUGCCUUGCAGAGAAGUUUGCUCCCCAAAGGAAUAUUUAGAAUUACAUGGACACUCACUAAGGGAGUGAAGGUGUGGGGGCUGGAAGGGGGGAGAUAGAGAGGCGGACAGGGAGGGAGAGGGAGAGGGAGAAGGAGAGGAAGAGGGAGAGGGAGAGGGAGAAGGAGAGGGAGAGAAUUUCCCAUCUAGCUAACAAGCGAGAUACUUAACUCAAGAUGAAGGGAAGUUUUGCCUUUUCCUGAAAGUUAUAUUAUUAGUUUUUAAAGAAUCAGGAUGGCUGCUAUUUUUUGUUUAAAAUAUUUGUUCUGGAAAUAGUAAAGCUGGAGUCUACCAGACUGAGGUUAGGAGCAUUUUCUUUGGCAGCGAAAAGAUCCUUUUAUACAAGCCAUGCCUGUACUUGGGGUUGCCUCAAAACUCAGUCACCCAGCUGUUGAGCCCAAGCCUCUUCACACUGCUCUUCCGAUACCAAAUCUUGACACAACUCCUUUGCUAUCCUAUUCUUCGAGACCUGUGGAACUUGCUGAAACUCAGAUCUCCAUGCUGUCUUGUCAGCUCACAUUACAGUCUACUUGUGAGUUUGGAGAUCAACACAGCCUCCAAGAAAAGGACAAGGAGAAAGAAGAAAGCCAGAUUUACACUGACUGGGCCAACCACUACCUAGCAAAAUCAGGACACAAGCGGCUGAUCAAGGAUUUACAACAGGACAUUGCGGACGGAGUAUUGCUAGCAGAAAUCAUCCAGAUCAUUGCAAAUGAAAAAGUUGAAGAUAUCAAUGGAUGUCCUAGAAGUCAGUCUCAGAUGAUUGAAAAUGUUGAUGUCUGCCUAAGUUUUCUAGCAGCCAGAGGGGUAAAUGUUCAAGGUCUAUCUGCUGAAGAAAUAAGAAAUGGAAACCUAAAAGCCAUCCUAGGACUGUUUUUCAGCUUGUCCCGCUACAAGCAGCAACAGCAUCAUCAACACCAGUAUUACCAGUCUCUGGUGGAGCUUCAGCAGCGUGUGACUCACACGUCCCCACCAUCAGAAGCCAGUCAGGCCAAAAGCCAGCAAGAUAUGCAGUCCAGUCUGACAGCCAGAUAUGCAACUCAGUCUAAUCACAGUGGAAUUGCAACCAGUCAAAAAAAGCCUACUAGGCUUCCAGGACCCUCUAGGGUGCCGGCUGCAGGCAGCAGCAGCAAGGGCCAAGGAGCCUCUAAUCUAAAUAGGAGAAGUCAGAGCUUCAACAGCAUUGACAAGAACAAGCCUCCCAAUUAUGCAAAUGGAAAUGAAAAAGAAUCCUCCAAAGGACCUCAGCCACCUUCAGGUAUAAAUGGUAAUGUACCGCCUCCCAGCAUGGCUGGGCAGCCCCCUGCCUCUGCUAUCCCUUCUCCGAGUGCCAGCAAACCAUGGCGCAGCAAGUCCAUGAAUGUCAAGCACAGUGCCACGUCUACCAUGUUGACUGUGAAGCAGUCAAGCCCAGCCACCUCCCCCACACCAUCUUCAGACAGAUUGAAGCCACCUGUCUCAGAAGGAGUCAAAACUGCUCCCACAGGACAGAAAUCCAUGCUUGAAAAAUUCAAGUUGGUCAAUGCCCGGACUGCAUUACGUCCCCCGCAGUCUUCCAGUUCAGGACUCGGUGAUGGUGGGAAGGAUGAUGAUGUCUUUUCUGAAUCUGGUGAGAUAGAAAGUUUUAACCCUGCUCUGACUAGUGGUGGCUCCACAAACAGCAGUCCCAAAGUGUCACCUAAAUUGACCCCUCCGAAGGCUGGAAGCAAAAAUCUCAGCAAUAAAAAGUCUUUGCUACAGCCAAAAGAAAAAGAGGAAAAGAACAGAGACAAAAGUAAGGUGUGCACCGAAAAACCAGUCAAGGAAGAAAAGGAUCAGUUGACCGAGACAGCUCCAAAAAAGACCUCUAAGAUUGCAAGCUUGAUCCCAAAGGGCAGUAAGACACCAGCAGCCAAGAAGGAAAGCCUAAUUCCAUCUUCCAGUGGGAUUCCAAAACCUGGCUCGAAGGUGCCAACAGCAAAGCAAACCAUUUCACCAGGCAGCACAGCAAGCAAAGAGUCAGAAAAAUUCAGGACUACCAAGGGAAGCCCUUCCCAGUCCUUACCCAAACCCAUAACCUCAGAGAAAGCAAGCACAUCCAGUUUCCCCGUUCCCUUGGAGGGAAGGGAAGCUGGCCACGCUUCUCCCUCCAGUUCCUGUAUGGGACAAUCAGCACAAAGCAGUGGGCAGAGCACAGGAAAUGGUGCUGUCCAACUCCCUCAGCAGCAGCAACACAGUCACCCGAAUACUGCCACGGUGGCUCCAUUCAUUUACAGAGCACAUUCAGAAAAUGAAGGGACCUCUUUACCAUCUGCUCAUUCCUGUACCAGUCCUACGAAGAUGGAUUCAUCAUAUAGUAAGACUGCUAAGCAGUGCCUGGAGGAGAUAUCUGGUGAAGAUCCUGAAACCAGAAGAAUGAGAACAGUGAAGAACAUAGCAGACCUAAGGCAGAACUUAGAAGAGACCAUGUCCAGUCUUCGUGGGACCCAGAUUAGCCACAGCACCCUGGAGACAACAUUUGACAGCACGGUGACAACAGAAGUCAAUGGCAGGACCAUACCCAACCUGACAAGCCGCCCUACUCCCAUGAGCUGGAGGCUGGGCCAGGCAUGUCCCAGACUACAGGCAGGAGAUGCUCCCUCCAUGGGGGCUGGCUACUCUCGCAGUGGUACCAGUCGAUUCAUCCACACAGACCCCUCCAGGUUCAUGUACACAACACCUCUCCGCAGAGCUGCCGUCUCCCGGCUGGGAAACAUGUCACAGAUUGACAUGAGUGAAAAAGCAAGCAGCGAUCUGGACAUGUCUUCGGAAGUGGAUGUUGGUGGAUACAUGAGUGAUGGGGAUAUCCUUGGGAAGACUCUAAGGACAGAUGACAUCAACAGUGGAUACAUGACAGAUGGAGGGCUCAACCUGUAUACAAGAAGUCUGAACCGAUUACCAGACACUGCAACUUCUAGGGAUGUCAUUCAGAGAGGCGUGCAUGAUGUCACCGUGGAUGCAGACAGCUGGGAUGACAGCAGUUCAGUGAGCAGUGGUCUGAGUGACACCCUGGAUAACAUCAGUACUGAUGACCUGAACACAUCCUCUGUCAGCUCAUACUCCAACAUCACUGUUCCUUCCAGGAAGAACACGCAGUUAAAAACAGAUACAGAGAAACGCACCACAGCAGAUGAGCCAUGGGAUGGUCCUGAGGAGCUGAAGAAAACAGAAGGGGAUUUCGAAAGCCAUGGUGAUGGAGCUGGCAAGUGGAAAGGAGGAUCCUCAGUACUUUCUGAAGACCCUGAAAAGGCAGGGCAGAAGGCUUCCCUGUCCAUGUCACAGACAGGUUCCUGGAGAAGAGGCAUGUCUGCUCAAGGAGGAGCACCAGCAAGGCAGAAAGCUGGUACAAGUGCGCUCAAGACUCCCGGAAAGACAGAUGAUGCCAAAGCUUCAGAGAAAGGGAAGGCGCCCCUAAAAGCACCGUCCCUACAGAGGUCUCCCUCGGAUGCAGGGAAAAGCAGUGGCGAUGAGGGGAAAAAGCCCCCCUCGGGCAUUGCAAGAUCCACUGCCACCAGCUCUUUUGGAUUUAAGAAAGCGAGUGGAGUCGGGUCAUCUACGUUGAUCACGAGCAGUGGAGCAACCAUAACGAGCGGGUCGGCCACAUUGGGUAAAAUCCCCAAGUCUGCUGCGAUUGGUGGGAAAUCAAAUACAGGGAGGAAAACCAGCCUGGAUGGCUCCCCGAACCAGGAUGAUGUGGGGAUGCACGUGAGCUCCAAAACCACCCUCCAGUACCGAAGCCUGCCCCGCCCUUCCAAAUCCAGCACCAGCGGCAUCCCUGGAAGGGGGGGCCACAGGUCCAGUACCAGCAGUAUCGACUCCAACGUCAGCAGCAAAUCAGCGGGUGCCACCACUUCAAAACUGAGGGAACCCACGAAGAUUGGCUCUGGGCGCUCCAGUCCGGUCACUGUCAACCAAACUGACAAAGAGAAGGAAAAAGUUGCAGCCUCAGACUCAGACAGCGUAUCUUUGUCAGGUUCCCCCAAAUCCAGCCCCACCUCUGCCAGUGCCUGUGGUACCCCAGGACUCAGGCAGCCAGGGUCCAAGUAUCCAGAUAUUGCUUCCCCCACAUUUCGAAGGUUGUUUGGUGCCAAGGCGGGUGGCAAGUCUGCCCCUGCACCUAAUACGGAGGGAGUGAAAUCCUCCUCAGUAGUGCUCAGCCCUAGUACCACAUUAGCGCGGCAAGGCAGUCUGGAGUCACCAUCGUCUGGUACGGGCAGCAUGGGCAGUGCUGGUGGGCUGAGUGGCAGCAGCAGCCCUCUCUUCAAUAAACCCUCAGACUUAACUACAGAUGUUAUAAGCUUAAGUCACUCCUUGGCUUCCAGCCCAGCGUCGGUUCACUCUUUCACAUCAGGUGGUCUUGUGUGGGCUGCCAAUCUGAGCAGUUCCUCUGCUGGCAGCAAGGACACUCCAAGCUACCAGUCCAUGACUAGCCUCCAUACGAGCUCUGAGUCCAUUGACCUGCCCCUCAGCCAUCAUGGCUCCCUGUCUGGACUGACCACAGGCACUCACGAGGUUCAGAGCCUGCUCAUGAGAACGGGUAGUGUGAGAUCUACUCUCUCAGAAAGCAUGCAGCUUGACAGAAAUACACUACCCAAAAAGGGACUCAGAUAUACACCAUCAUCUCGGCAGGCCAACCAAGAAGAAGGCAAAGAAUGGUUGCGUUCUCACUCCACUGGAGGGCUGCAGGACACUGGCAGCCAGUCACCUCUGGCCUCCCCUUCUGCCAUGUCAUCUUCUGCCACAGGAAAAUACCACUUUUCCAACUUGGUGAGUCCCACCAAUCUGUCUCAAUUUAACCUUCCUGGACCCAGCAUGAUGCGCUCAAACAGCAUCCCAGCCCAAGACUCUUCCUUUGAUCUCUAUGAUGACUCCCAGCUCUGUGGGAGUGCCACUUCUCUGGAGGAAAGGCCACGUGCCAUCAGUCACUCAGGCUCAUUCAGAGAUAGCAUGGAAGAAGUUCAUGGCUCUUCAUUAUCACUGGUCUCCAGUACUUCCUCUCUUUACUCAACGGCAGAAGAAAAGGCUCAUUCAGAGCAAAUCCAUAAGCUAAGGAGAGAGCUGGUUGCAUCACAAGAGAAAGUUGCUACUCUUACAUCUCAACUUUCAGCAAAUGCUCACCUCGUGGCAGCUUUUGAAAAGAGUUUAGGGAAUAUGACUGGCCGUUUGCAGAGUCUAACCAUGACAGCAGAACAAAAGGAAUCUGAGCUUAUAGAACUACGAGAAACUAUUGAAAUGCUGAAGGCCCAGAACUCUGCUGCUCAGGCAGCCAUCCAGGGAGCACUGAAUGGUCCCGACCACCCUCCCAAAGAUCUCCGCAUCAGAAGACAACAUUCCUCAGAAAGCGUGUCUAGUAUCAACAGUGCCACAAGCCAUUCCAGCAUUGGCAGUGGUAAUGAUGCUGAUUCCAAGAAAAAGAAAAAGAAAAAUUGGGUGAACUGUAGAGGAAGUGAGCUGAGAAGCUCUUUCAAACAAGCCUUCGGAAAGAAAAAGUCCACCAAGCCUCCUUCCUCUCACUCGGACAUCGAAGAGCUUACUGAUUCCUCCCUUCCAGCCUCACCAAAACUGACCCAUAAUGUUGGAGACUGUGGCUCAGGAUCCAUGAAGCCAUCUCAAUCUGCCUCUGCGUCACCCCUUGUCUGGCCACCAAAGAAAAGGCAAAAUGGCCCUGUCAUCUACAAGCAUAGAUCUCGGAUCUGUGAAUGCACAGAGGCUGAGGCAGAGAUAAUUCUGCAGCUCAAGAGCGAGCUCAGAGAAAAAGAAUUAAAACUAACAGAUAUUCGGCUGGAGGCCCUCAGCUCUGCCCACCAUCUUGAUCAGAUCCGGGAAGCCAUGAACAGGAUGCAGAAUGAAAUAGAAAUACUAAAGGCUGAAAAUGAUCGGUUGAAGGCUGAAACUGGUAACAUUGCUAAGCCUGCUCGACCACCAUCAGAAUCCUCAAGCACUGCGUCUUCCUCUUCUUCCCGGCAGUCCCUGGGGCUUUCCCUCAACAACUUGAACAUCACAGAGUCUGUUACCUCAGAUAUUUUGCUUGAUGAUGCUGGUGAUGCAACUGGACAUAAGGAUGGCCGCAGUGUGAAAAUUAUAGUCUCUAUAAGCAAGGGCUAUGGUCGAGCAAAGGACCAGAAGUCUCAGUCAUAUUUGAUAGGAUCCAUUGGUGUUAGUGGCAAAACCAAAUGGGAUGUCUUAGAUGGAGUAAUUAGACGUCUUUUUAAGGAAUAUGUGUUCCGAAUUGAUACAUCCUCUAGUCUUGGUCUGAGCUCUGACUGUAUUGCUAGCUACUGUAUAGGAGACUUAAUUAGAUCUCAUAACCUAGAAGUGCCUGAACUGCUGCCUUGUGGAUAUCUAGUGGGGGAUAAUGACGUCAUCACUGUGAACCUAAAAGGGGUAGAAGAAAACAGUUUGGACAGUUUCGUUUUUGAUACACUUAUUCCUAAGCCAAUUACCCAAAGGUACUUUAACUUGUUGAUGGAGCAUCACAGAAUUAUACUCUCAGGACCAAGUGGUACUGGAAAGACCUAUUUAGCAAACAAACUUGCUGAAUAUGUAAUAACCAAAUCUGGGAGGAAAAAGACAGAAGAUGCAAUUGCCACUUUCAAUGUGGAUCACAAGUCAAGUAAGGAAUUGCAGCAGUAUCUAGCUAACCUGGCUGAACAGUGCAGUGCUGAUAAUAAUGGCGCAGAGCUCCCAGUUGUAAUAAUUCUUGAUAAUCUCCAUCAUGUGGGUUCUUUAGGUGAUAUCUUCAAUGGUUUCCUCAACUGUAAAUACAACAAAUGUCCAUAUAUUAUUGGAACAAUGAAUCAGGGAGUUUCUUCAUCACCAAAUCUAGAAUUGCAUCACAAUUUCAGAUGGGUAUUAUGUGCAAACCACACAGAACCUGUGAAAGGCUUUUUAGAGAGAUACCUUCGAAGGAAACUGGUAGAGAUGGAAAUUGAAAAGAAUAUACGGAAUAAUGACCUGGUUAAAAUCAUAGAUUGGAUUCCAAAGACGUGGCAUCAUCUCAAUAGUUUUUUAGAAACACAUAGUUCUUCUGAUGUUACCAUUGGUCCUAGACUUUUUCUUCCCUGCCCUAUGGAUGUAGAAGGUUCUAGAGUAUGGUUCAUGGAUCUCUGGAACUAUUCUUUGGUACCAUAUAUUCUAGAGGCAGUGAGAGAAGGUCUUCAGAUGUAUGGGAAACGUGCACCCUGGGAAGAUCCCUCCAAGUGGGUUCUCGACACAUAUCCCUGGAGCUCAGCAUCUCUGCCUCAGGAAGGCCCAGCAUUACUUCAGUUGCGGCCAGAAGAUGUUGGGUAUGAGGGAUGCACAUCUACUAAAGAAGCCACAACUUCAAAGCACAAGCCACAGACUGACACAGAAGGAGAUCCCCUGAUGAAUAUGUUAAUGAAACUCCAAGAAGCAGCCAAUUACCCGGGCACACAAAGCUGCGACAGUGAUAGCACCAGCCACCAUGAAGACAUUUUGGAUUCGUCUCUUGAAUCCACCCUCUAGAGUACAAAAAAAGUGGAAAAAGAAGUUAGGGGUAAAAACAAUGCAUUUUAACAAAGUGUUUUGAAAGACAAAGGUAUUUUCACAAAAGGUAUUUCACUGCCAGUAUGAAAGUCCCCUGUCCAGGGCUCUGACCCAGUCUUGUGGUCACCAAGGAGGAAACAGAACUAAGAUCAG